Molecule: messenger RNA, 8146 nt
Organism: Pectinophora gossypiella (pink bollworm)
Lineage: Eukaryota; Metazoa; Arthropoda; Insecta; Lepidoptera; Gelechiidae
Product: E3 ubiquitin-protein ligase MARCHF6
Exons: 11
Coding region: 138-2738 (866 amino acids)
Cellular component (GO): endoplasmic reticulum membrane
Molecular function (GO): zinc ion binding
Source: RefSeq, a predicted model, not a curated record
CACUUUUUCGUGUGGUUAGCAAACAAAGUAUCGAAUAGAUCCGUAUUUUUCUUAAAAUCCACCGUAUUUUGUGUUUUUCUGUUUAUUUUUAUGCAUUGAGGUCGAAAAGCAGUCAAACUGGAUUGAAAGAAUCGAGUAUGAUGGAUUCGGACUCGUCCGGAGCGGACUUUUGUCGGUUCUGUCGGUCGGAAGCCUCCUCGGAUAGGCCGCUGUUCCAUCCUUGCAUUUGCACCGGUUCCAUAAAAUGGAUUCACCAAGAGUGUCUUGUGCAGUGGAUGAGAUAUUCGCGGAAGGAGAUAUGCGAAUUGUGUGGUCACCGGUUUUCGUUCAUGCCGAUCUACUCGCCGGACAUGCCGCGGCGUCUGCCCAUCCGUGACGUGGUGGGCGGGCUGGUGACCUCUGUGGCCUCUGCUGUGCGGGACUGGCUGCACUAUACGCUGGUGGCACUCGCCUGGCUCGGCAUAGUGCCGCUCACUGCCUGCAGGACCUACCGCUGUCUGUUUUCGGGCUCCCUAGAUCCAGUUAUCUCUUUACCAUUUGAUAUUAUCUCGGCUGAAAAUUUGGCAAAGGAUGUCUUUUCUGGCUGCUUUGUGGUGACAUGCACUUUAUUCUCCUUUAUUGGACUUGUUUGGUUAAGAGAGCAGAUUAUGCAUGGUGGAGGCCCUGACUGGAUGGAAAGAGAGAAUUUGCCAGUGCCAGCACCAGAAGACUUGCCCCUUCCUGACAAUAAUAAUGACAGAGUUAACGAUGGAGUUGGGAAUGAUGGUGGUGCCCCGGAGGAGGGUAAUGGUGAUGCUGCAGAAGAUCCAUUAGUUGGUGAUGAAGCUAACUGGAAUCCAAUGGAAUGGGACCGGGCUGCUGCUGAAGAGUUGACAUGGGCUCGUUUACUUGGCCUGGAUGGGUCUAUGGUGUUCUUGGAGCAUGUUUUCUGGGUUGUUUCCUUGAAUACACUAUUCAUUGUGGUGUUUGCAUUUUGCCCGUAUCAUAUUGGCAAGCUGGGGGCUGUCCUAGCUGGAUUCACUGCUGAAGGUCCAUUUGCUGGUCCGUUGACGGCGCUGGCUGGUUACGUCCUUGUCGGAGCUAUCCUGGCAGUACUACAUGGUAUAGCAUCGUUGCUAAGGUUCCGUGGUGCAAAGAAAGCCUUAGGAUUCUGCUAUGUUGUCGUCAAAGUUGCCCUUCUGUCUGUUGUUGAGAUUGGCGUAAUUCCUCUAGUCUGUGGCUGGUGGCUCGACCUCUGUUCUCUAUCCAUGUUUGAUGCAACCCUGAAGGACCGCGAAGCAAGCCUUCAAGCGGCUCCUUGGACCCUAAUGUUCAUACAUUGGCUUGUUGGCAUGGUCUACGUAUAUUACUUCGCAUCCUUCAUACUGCUGCUCAGAGAAGUCUUAAGGCCUGGUGUGCUUUGGUUCUUGAAGAAUUUAAACGAUCCUGACUUUAGUCCUGUGCAGGAAAUGAUCCACCUAUCAGUAUGGUCCCACAUCCGUCGCCUGGUGGUGUCAGCAGUGAUAUUCGGGACAGCUGUUCUGUUUAUGCUGUGGCUUCCCAUCCGCGUCAUCAAGUUCGCUCUGCCCGGCUUCUUGCCGUACGCUGUGGCCGUGCACACCGAGGCUCCGGUGAAUGAGCUCAGCUUGGAACUGCUUUUGCUGCAGGUGAUCCUCCCAGCCCUGCUAGAACAGUCUCACACGCGCACGUGGCUGAAGGCGGGCGUGCGUGCGUGGUGCGCCUGCGCGGCGUCGGUGCUGGGGCUGCGCUCGUACCUGCUGGGGGAGACGCGCGCCGCCGACCCCGGGCCCGAGCCGCAGCCGCCACCGCCGCAGCCCAUACAGCUCGCCGCUGCGCACCAGGCGCUGAUGCGUCGCGACGGGCCGGCUGGCUUCGAGCCGUACGUGCGGGUAUCGUGGUUCCCGGCGCGACUGGCGGCGCUGCUCGCGUUGGUCUCUGUGUCCCUGGUGCUCGCGAGCGCACUCACACUCGUGAUUCCAGUAGCAAUCGGAAGGAAGGUGAUGGCACUGUGGCUGCCCAAAGCGUCUGACGGCGUUCACGAGUUAUAUACGGCUGCUUGUGGCAUGUACGUGUGCUGGGCGGUGGGGCGCGGAGGCACGCUGGCGGCGGGCUGGGCGCGCGGCGGGCGCGUGGCGCUGCUCACCCGGCUGGCGCUAUGGGCGCGGGUGGCGCUGCGAGCCGCGCUGGCGGCGCUGGCGCUGCUGGGGCUCGUGCCGCUCAUGUUCGGCCUGCUGCUGGAGCUGGUACUAGUAAUCCCGCUACGAGUGCCCCUGGAACAGUCGCCAGUGCUAUUCGUAUGGCAGGACUGGGCAUUAGGCGUGCUCUACACGAAGAUCAUGUGCGCUCUCACCAUGAUGGGCCCGGAUUGGAGCAUGCGACGCGCCAUUGAGAAGGCUUACCGAGACGGAAUACGGGAAAUGGACCUCAAGUUCAUCCUGACGGAGGUGGCGGCGCCGCUGGUGUGCUGGCUGGGGCUGGCGCUGGCGGUGCCGUACGCGCUGGCGCACAGCGUGGCGCCGCUGCUGCUGCCGGCCGCCGCGCAGCGCAACCUGCUAGCGCGCCGCAUCUACCCCGCGCUGCUGCUCGUGUGUGUGCUCACCGCGCUCACUGUCUUCCAGAUACGGCAGUUCAGAAAGUUGUACGAGCACAUAAAGAACGAUAAGUACCUAGUCGGACAACGAUUGGUGAACUACGACCAUCGGCGGCACAAGCAACAACAGAGCGUGACCUCUAACUAAACGGUACGGACAUCACACGCGUGUGAGAGAGACGGCUAUAUUACUCCCAGUCUGACUGCGAUAGGCCUACGUAGACGAAUAGCGUUCGAGAUGUCAAAAUGGAAUGUACGAUUUCAAAUUGUUCGAAAUUCAAUCGAAAUGUUUUUCUUAGAAUUGGUUGUUUUUGAACUUACGACGGGAAUAUACAUGCCAGUUACCGGCUCUUUUAAUACAAAUGUAAACAGUACGCCCGAUUGCAAUCUACUUGAAUUCGAGGUACAGGCGUACCAUUUUUUUUUUAAUGUAUAUACGUAAAAGUAGCUGGCAAGUGCAAGGAGCUGGCAUGCAAGUGUACCAGCUGCAGGCGUGUGUAUUCCCGCCUUUAAGGUGGCCUUACAUGUGUCUGUAAAUUGAAUUUAAAUCGAUUAACACAGUCAAUACAUUUAUAAUAAACUUUUAUUUAUGUUAGCAUAAGCAGUAAUAAGUCGCCAGACGACCACACUGCAGUUUCUCGAGGUCAAUGCCCGACUUCAACAACCCUGGUGUCAGGGUUACUAUAAAAAUUACCCGGGCACAAAUCCUGCAAACCAAGUGAUAACAUUUGCAGACAGGUGUAGGGUCAGCGUCACAUUGACAUUAUUGAUUCGAUAUUUACAACCAUGGUAUAAGAAAACCAGCGGGCUUAGCACCGUAAGCACGCGACUCUUUCUCGCCGCGUCAGAGAUCGUCUGUCUCUUUCUGUGCAGUACUGUGAGAGAGUGACGGGUGACGUAUGUCGAGGCGAGAAAGAGUCGCGCGCUUAGGGUGCUAAGCCCGCUGGUAUGCUCAAUCCUUCCAAGCAAACAUUCCAAGGACGUAAAUUUUAUUACUGAAAAUUAACUGAAUUACUGACUAAUGUAUUUAAUUACUAUUACUCGUCACAUAAAUAAAAAUCAUUAAAAUUGUAAGUAAAUCUUUUACUAAAAGUUCAAAAGUUUCCUUGCAAAGUAAAUAUAAUAACAUUGGUCGUGGGUAAUUUAUUUUUUUACGAAAUGGCAACGCUAGGUCGGAUGACGUCAGCUGGGUUAACCUUGAAAUGUUAGCUGUCACUUUUGAGCAUACCUGGUUUUCUUAUACCAUUACUAUAACCAUGUAUGUACAGGCAACGAAAAAUGGCGGCGGUAAUCUAGUAGGCCUUGGUAGGUGUUUAGUGGAAAAUAGGGUAGUUUCCAACUAGUCAAAUCAGUUACUUUUUACUAAACGUCAAAACAAAUUACUAUAGAAUUUGCAUGAAAAAGCGACCUGUGACGUCAUAGAAAAACGUGACACAAAGUCGCAUUUUUUCACAUUUUUCUUUAUUAAAAUUCAUAAACAAGUUAAAUUGAAAAAAGAAAAAGUUUUUUUUUUUCAGUUUUAGAUCUGUCUUUAUUUAGUGAUCAGAAUUUCGUAUAUUAUCUUUGACCUAGGAAACUACCCAAGAUGUUUCGUUGACUUAACUCGGCAACAUUCUCUUUAAAACAUGCAUCUUCCUUUCCAGGCCAUAAACUUUAAAAAAAAUAGCAUCUUCCUUCCCCAAUUGAUUUCCGCCAUAUUUGUAGCGAAAGUCAAGCCGUAUUUAGCUAUUACUGACAGUUGUUAAGUCUUAUAACAUAUAAUAGCAUCACGCCUUUAUAUCCUUGAAGCGGUAGGCAGAGGUGUAUACACCCACUCCUCACUACUAAUGUGAUAGGGGGAAGCCUAUAUCAUUAACCGGGCACGAAUCCUGGAAACCACGUGAUAUCAAUUAUAUAUGAUCCAAAACAUGAAUUCAAACUCAUAAAGUCUAUUACUGUGGCUUAGAGCGCUCGCUGGUCAACACAUAGUCAUAGUUAUAACUUAACGUAAUAGUCUUAUAACAAUAUACUUUACUUUUUUUUUCAAUCACAAAGAACAACGAAGGAUUUUUUGUAAGUCAAUUGCCGAGUUAAGUCAAGAAAAUAAUUAUUUAUUUUGGUACUAUUUGGUGGUAGAAUAAACUAAACUGCAGUCGGAAGACGUACUAGAGUUACUUAUAGUCUCUCACACGUCGAGAGUUAUGUAGGAUUAUUCGUAAAUGUUCCAAACGUCGUUUUCAAUUCGAAACUUGACUAAAAUUGUAACAAUCAUUGUGAAGUUAACACGACGCGAAAUAAAGACCAAAAAGUUAAUAAAAUUGAUCCUAACUAAAAUGUUAUUACUUAAAAGACAUUGAAGUGAGAAUUUCUGUAAAAAAAAAAACAAAUAAAUUGGUGUCCCAGAAUUGAUUAUGUUCACAUAUAAGUAAAGUAAGUACAACACGUAUUUGAGAGGUGCGUUCUAAAUUAUAUUUAUGAAAUGCAACUAGCUUCAAUCUUAUUAGGAACCGUUUUUCGAUAUGCGAAUGCGAAUAUUUUCCUUGAUGAUACCAGAUACGCCACAUCUUGAUACUAAAGUCAGCAUUUUUCACGAUAAAUAACGCAAUUUCGGCGUUCUGUCGCGAUAUAUUGCUGUUUUUAUAUGGGCUUAAACAUGAUUAGCUAUUUCGAAUAUCUAUUAGCUUCCGUACUAGGCUUCAAUAAUAGGUUACGCGCUAAAACGUAUAAUUCGCAGAAUUGUACUUUAAAACCUACCUGAAAUAAAAUAAAUUAGAACAAUGAAAACGAACGAUUGGUACGGAUUUACUUGUGGCCAAUUGUAUAUUCCAGUUUUAAAUUUUUAACCUGAUUUGUAACAACCACCUUACUACUAAAAAAUAAAAAUAAAAACAAGCGGUGAACGUGAAUUACUUGACAGUUUUCGGACAAGUAUUUUUAUACCUCUUAAAAUAUUUUAUUUUCUCGAAAAAGCUUUAUGUAAUAGUAAAAACAUACUUUUCUUCAAUUAUUUGAAAUUUUGCGCGAAAACUUUUGGUCACGUAACAUUUUGCCCAGUGACGACACAUUUAAAUAAACAAAGAAUCUGUUAAAAUGUAUAACUUGAAACCUGACCGAUAGUUUUUGUUUAUUUUGUGAAAUGUGACGUUAUUUUCUAAAAAAUAAAAAAGCUAUUGGAUAAUAAUAAUUAUCGUUAAAUGCUACAAGUACCAUACCCGACAUAUUUCAUAUUUUAUUGUUACAACUGUCAUUUAGCCAAUUGACAACUAAGCAAAGUUCAAUCGAAUUAUUUGUUAAAUUCAAUUUUGGUUGAUUAUACACGUUCACAGCUUGUUUAUUUUUUAAUUGUAAAGUGGCUAGACUUUAGGAAGUUUGAGAGUACCUAAUUAGAUAUUAAUAAAUGGAGUCAAAAUUUAUAAUGAUUAUAUAUCGAAGUCUUCUACGUUGUAUUUACAGCGCAUCUACUUUAACUAGGCAAACACACAUGUAGUGAUCUCUGUAUCUCUAUCGGGUUGGGGCAGGGAUGUGUUCUCGGGAAUGUUCCCAAGGUGGGAACGUUCCUGUUGUAAAAACUCUUUAAUAUUAAGGAGACUGGCUGCUUUUUUCUUUCAGGGACUCUGAUUGUAUCUGCCCAAUGGCUAAGUAAUAAAGCUCUUAACAUAAAUUGUGCGUUUUUUAACUGUCGGGAACAGCAAAUUACGGUAUGACACAAAUCAUUAACAAGCCAAUCCGAUGUGUUAUAAUCAGCCUCUUCCCCAAAAUAGUUUAUGAUUUUUUAAACGAAAUUACGGCCACUUUCCUGUUUUUAAUAACCUCCUAGUCGGGACAAUCCAUACAAAAGCGAGACAGACAACCCGAGCGCGCUCUUUUACUCUUUAUCGGCUUUAGGCUAAAGUGAGAACUAGCGGGGAGUUUAUUUUUUUUGCUUUACGCAUUUUUUUUUAUUUGGCGCAUUUGGCAAGAUCGCUAUAUAAGAAAACUUAAUACACACAUAUUUUAUAUGAACAGUCAUGAGCAAUAUAAUGUACCCACUUUAGGACUAUGUCGCACUAACAUAUUUGACAUUUAGUGAGACUUACAGUUCAAUUUGUCAAAAAGUUAAUGUGACAUGGUACCAAAGUGUAUAUACAUAUUAAUGGUCGUGACCGGACAUUCAUGUUCUACCUACGGUAGUUAGUAUAUGAAUGCAGUACAUUUCACAAUUAUUAUAACAAGUAAAAACGUUGACGGUUCAUAUAGUUUUGAGUAUACUGUACAUGUCACAAGUUAAAGUUUAAUUUUCAAUGAUUUAUUCUGAGACUUGGCAAAUUGUUUGAGAGAAUCAAAAUAACACCGAUACAAAUCAAUCGAGGUGUUUUAGCCCACUACAUUUCAAUUCUACUAAAUGCAUUUCCCGAUAGUAUUUUUACACCAUCCGGUUAUCUGAAUGUUUACUUUUUUCUAGACUUCUAACAGUAUACCCCGUUGUAGAUUAGUGACUUCUUUAGUAGUUAAAAUAAUUAAUUAAUGAUUUGAUGUAUUUUUUUACAAUAAUCACAUAUUUGUAUUGUUCUUGCAUAAAUCUACGCUUAAAUAGUGAUAACAAAUAUUUUAUUGAAUUUCUUGCCGAAGUUUAGUUGGGGUCGUGGCUUACGCCCCCAGUAGUAAACGCGCCUGUGGUGGAGGCCCCCAUUCUUUCCAAAAACAUGCUUGAAAUCAAAUUCAAGUGACACAAAGGCGUCCACCACAGGGGUGUCAACCACUGGGGGCGUUCAUCACUGAGGGCGUUCGCCACUAACCCGUUUAAUUUACGAUAGAAAAUUACUAUUGCACGUAUUUCUUUCCUUACCUUUACGAUUCUUGUUGCGAAGAAGGGAAACUGUAAUUUCUUAUCGAAUUCGUAGUUUAUUUUUUCCACUGGGAUCGUGUUAUUUUUACUUAACCUGCUGGCAGGUAACACCGAAAGAAAAAAAAAGAAAAAAAAACAUUAUAUUGUACACAGCAAUGAAUAUCUUUAAAAGAUCGUUUGUCAAUAAUAUUUUUAUUAAUUGGAAUAGAAAUCCCUUGAACAGUAAAGAAAUGAGUCAUAACCAACUCAGUAACUGAUAGAUUUAGAUCAAUCAUCAUGAGAUCAUCGUAGUAGUAUAGAUAUUUUUUAUAUCAUUAGAUAAAGUAUGAUUUCGCUUAAAAGAAAUGCUCCGUUAACUGAGUCGAUUCACUGUUCUUUUUAUCAAUCAUUCACGUCCUUCCUUUGAUGAACUGUAAUAAUAUAGAAUCCACCGCUUUAUGAGAUAACAUGUGACAUACAUAAAUAGAUAUAUUUUGUUUAAUUCCUUAGUAUUUAUUGUUAAGUAGUUUUAUAAUCUAUUUAUUGUAUACUGCUCAAUCUUGUAUUUCUUUUACAAUCUGCUCGUUCUGUUAUAUUUGUACCUGAAAAGGUGUUUUAUUGUACUCUUAGACUGUACUAUUAUUUUGUAAAUUGUAAAUGGACAGAGUAAUGUUGGUAACUUGAGGCAUUCAGCGGAGCGAUCCGCGCGUGUAGAUUAGCAGCAGAAGGUUAUAAGCAAUUUGUAAACAAAUAAAUUAAUAAAUGAAAAAUAA